This is a messenger RNA of Cucurbita moschata (crookneck pumpkin), 1566 nucleotides long. Its product is annotated as double-stranded RNA-binding protein 1-like. The record is from RefSeq and is a predicted model, not a curated record. Gene Ontology annotation, biological process: rRNA processing; regulation of gene expression. Gene Ontology annotation, molecular function: double-stranded RNA binding; ribonuclease III activity. The transcript has 3 exons. NCBI's taxonomy places the organism in Eukaryota, Viridiplantae, Streptophyta, Magnoliopsida, Cucurbitales, Cucurbitaceae. Bases 150 to 1193 code for a protein of 347 amino acids. Gene Ontology annotation, cellular component: nucleus.
UAUGGGUUUUAGCCCUAGGGCACCGCCUAGGCUCCGAACUUUGAGUAGUUAAGCCCAGCGGCACUGCUUCCCUCUCUGUUUCCCUCUCGCCUUUACCAAUACUCACUUCUCCUGAGAGAGGAUUCUCUCUUAUCUACUCCUCAGGAGCUAUGCCGGCCAAGGACAGCUUUCAAGGUGUUUCAAAUUGCUAUGUUUUCAAAAGUCGACUGCAGGAAUAUGCACAAAAGGUGGGACUUCCUACACCUGUAUAUGAGACUAUCAAAGAAGGGCCUUCCCAUGAGCCAACAUUUUAUUCUACGGUGAUCGUUAAAGAUGUUAGAUAUGAUUCACUUCCUGGAUUCUCUAAUCGCAAGGCAGCAGAGCAGUCAGCUGCUGAAGUAGCUCUGAUGGAGCUGUCGAAAUCUAAUGAUCUUAAUCCACAUGUCUCUCUACCUGUGCAUGAAACAGGACUAUGCAAAAAUCUGCUUCAGGAAUAUGCACAGAAGAUGAACUUUGCAAUCCCACUAUAUCAAUGCAAAAAAGAUGAUAGUUCGGGCAGAACACCCCUUUUCUCGUGUACAGUAGAGAUUGGAGGGAUCCGCUACAUUGGUGCUGCAGCGAAAACAAAGAAAGAAGCAGAAAUUAAAGCUGCAAGAACUGCUUUGUUAGCUAUCCAGUCUUGCCCGACGUCGCUGCCUGAGAAUUCUGUUAAUCAAGUUCAGCUCACUGUGAUCCCGUGCAAGAGGAAAGAAGCAGCAGAUUGCUCAGUCAAACCGAAAACUGCUGGAGCACCCCGAAUAAAGAAAGGCCGAUUCAAGAAGGUGGCGUCAAAGAAAAAAGGCCACAGAAAUGGACUGCCCAAUUUGGAGUUUAACUUUGAUAGAUCAUCCUUCGAACCUCUUGAAACUAAUGGGGUCGACCCGGUGCCAGGGUUAGGGGAAUCCGUUGAAUUAGCCAAAGAUACCGUGCUGAAUUCCGAGUAUAAAACGACAGACCUAAGCUCAAGUGGCAAUGAUGUGCUGGUCUCUAACAUCCAAAGCGACACGCCUCAGCUCCCAAAUGGUAAUUUCGGGAAUGAUCGUUUGGAUGCUUUCAGUUCCAAUCAAAUAAACUGUUCAACUUCUGAUGUUAUGAGUUUUCCUCUCCCCGACGUUCAAGCUACUUGUGGUGAAGUGGCGAAUGUGGCCACUGGAGUGACAGGUGAGCUUCACUGAUCGACCGUUCCUCUGUACCUGUGUCAUUAAGAGCAGCUUUGUGCUUGAGGGCUCUGACUUACAGGACCCGAACAAAACUACGAAAUCCUGGUUUGAGUUAUGCUUAGCUUGGUUUUGCAGUUGGUAUAAGUAGUAAAACUGAGAGAUUCAUGAGUAGAUUUAUUGAAGAUCUGAGACCAGCCAUUUUAAGGGCCAACUAUCCGAGAGCAGUUGCAGUGAUCAGAGCGUUGUGAGAUUCGCUUUUAGUAUAGAAAUCGUGCUUUGAUAUUUUCGUGGCUGUAAUUUCAUGAUAUCUAUCCUUACAAGUUAAUACCUUAGCACCCUGUCCAGUAUUAUUUAAAUCAUACCUUCUUCUGAAGCUUUUCUUUUUCCA